Mucor mucedo is the source of this 696-nucleotide messenger RNA. RefSeq lists its product as uncharacterized. NCBI's taxonomy places the organism in Eukaryota, Fungi, Mucoromycota, Mucoromycetes, Mucorales, Mucoraceae. The record is from RefSeq and is a predicted model, not a curated record. The coding region runs from base 97 to 501 and encodes 134 amino acids. The transcript is spliced from 2 exons.
UAUUUUAAUGCCCGACGAAGUUUUAAGUAUAUAAAGAACGGCUGGCUGGAAACAAUUUCCUUUACUUUUUGUAUUAAAAAAUUUAUAACUACAAAUAUGAGACAAUCCUUUGUAUUAUUUAACGGCAACGAUAAAAAGUUAAUUCUUGAAAACGCCACUCAUCCAUGCCCACGAUGUAAACGACAAGAUACAGUGCAACUGACUCGUAGUGAAAAGAAUUGGAUCGUGUUUAACCGACGUAUUGAAUUACCCAACAGUAUGCGAGUACGUUAUGAAUGUAGAAAAUGUCGUUGGAAGAACGAGACUUUACCAGAUGAUGAUCCAUCCUUUCAAAUUAUCCCUACUGCUUCCUGUCCUAAUGAUUAUGGACAUGAUAUGGGUCGUUGUUGCUCUAGUAUUAUGUCUUCCUCCUCCUUUAUGAGCGCCACAUCUUCCUUGUACCCGGGUUCAAUUGCAGAUGCCAAUAUUUAUAAGAAGCGUGCUUCCUAUGGUUACCUUUAAAUUCAUUAUCCCUCAUCAUCCCAACGCACUACUGUUUAAAAUCACACGCCUUCUACCCCCCUUUGUACAUAUACAUUCUACAUAUCACUACUUUUCCUACUUUCUUUUCUUCUUUAAAAAAAGUCGUUUUUUACUAUACCAACGAAAAAUAAUAAAAUAACAAAUAUGCGUGUUGAUCAUUGCUUCUUUAUCUUC